GACAAAUCUUUAACCGUGCAGGUUCGGCAUAUAUGGGUGACUCUCUCUUGUUUGAGAUCUUCUCGCUACCAAAAUUAGUUUCACUCGAUCUCUCUUAUAAUUAUCCUUUGCUUCUUGACAACAUGAAGUUUCAAAUGCUUGUACAAAACUUAACAAAAUUAAGAUUUCUUAUCCUUGAUACUAUGAAUAUGUCUCUGAUUGUUCCUUCUUCCUUGCUAAACUUGACUUCCUCCAUCGAGUAUUUGAGCCUUAGAGCUUGUUGUUUGCAAGGAAACUUUCCAAAGCAAGUUUUUCAGCUUCCAUCUCUUCAGCUUCUUGAUUUAAGCUACAACUCUCAUUUAAGAGCUAAUUUGCCUCAGUCAAACUGGAGUAGUACCCUCGAGUAUCUGAAUCUUGCAAAAACAAACUUCUCAGGAGAGUUGCCUGAUUCAAUAGGAAAUCUUAAGCUCCUGAGGGAAUUGGAACUUCAUGAUUGCCAAUUGUAUGGAUCAAUUCCUAGAUCUCUUGCAAAUCUUACUAAGAUAACCUUCCUAGAUUUUUCUCUCAACCUUUUGCAAGGGCAGAUUCCACAAUUAUUUGGAAAAUUGCAUAAGCUAACUUAUUUGAGGUUAGAUGCAAACAAUUUUGGUGGUGAAAUUCCUGCAUCAAUCUUCAACCUCACCCAUCUUACUUCCUUGUCUUUGUCAUCAAAUAAGCUAUUAGGUCGAGUACCAUCUUGGUUGUUUUCUCUGCCUUCUUUAUACUCUUUAGACCUCAGUAACAACAGAUUUACAGGUUCAAUUGAUCAUAUAGAGACGCCUAACCUCAUUUUAGAAGAUGUGUUUUUGUCCAAUAAUGAGAUAAGUGGUUCGAUCCCUAGCUCUUUUUUUGAUCUUGUAAAGCUUGUUAUUGUUGACCUUUCUUCAAAUAAUCUAAGUGGCACCAUUACACCCAACCUACUUUCGAAGCUUGUGCACCUUGAGACUCUUGAUCUUUCUUCUAAUAAUCUAAGUGGCACCAUUACACCCAACCUGCUUUCGAAGCUUGUACACCUUGAGACACUUGAUCUUUCCAAUAAUGGUUGGCUAUCUUUGAACAAUAAUGACACUGAUGUCAACUAUUCCUUCUCAAGCCUUAAGUAUUUAAUGUUAUCUUCUUGCAACAUAUACAAGUUCCCAAGUUUCUUAAGGAAGGUAAAGAGUUUGCAAGUAUUGGAUAUUUCCAAGAACAAGAUUUCUGGUCACAUUCACAAAUGGGAAAUAGAAGGGAUGUCAUUGGACACAUUAGACCUUUCUUAUAACUUCUUGACUGGUAUUGAUUCAUUUGAUUUUGGACAUCUUGAAUCUAUUGACCUUAGAUCCAACUUGCUACAAGGAUCACUUCCCAUUCCAUCAACAACUUCGGAUGUUAUACAGCUACUCUUCAUUUCAGGAAAUAAUUUGACCGGAGAAAUCCCAUCUUCUUAUUGCAAUUUGACUUCUCUUACAAUUCUGGACUUAGGUAAUAAUAGUUUGGGAGGGAAAAUUCCAAAAUGUCUUGGAAACUUAAGUGAUCUCUCCAUCUUGGACCUGCAGAUGAAUAAGUUUCAUGGUGUAAUACCAAAUUCUUUUGUCAACAGGAGUAAAGUGAGUACUCUCAAACUAAAUGGCAACCAGUUGGAAGGGAGACUGCCUCCAUCUUUGGUUAAUUGCGAUGACUUGGAAGUUCUAGAUGUGGGGAACAACUACUUGAAUGACACCUUUCCGCAUUGGUUAGGUGUUCUUCCAUGGCUACAAGUUCUCAUCCUUCGAUCUAAUCGAUUUCAUGGUGCCAUUACCAAUUCUAGGCCUGCAUUUUACUUCCCUCAGUUGAGAAUCAUUGAUGUCUCGCAAAAUGAUUUCAUGGGUCUCCUACCGAGUGGUUAUUUCAGAAAUUGGACAUGCAUGAAAGAUGUAACUCCAGCUGAUAUAGCCAAAUUGAAAUACAUCGGUGAUACUGAUAAUUAUUAUAAUGAUUCAGUGAAGGUAGUACUGAAAGGCUUUGAGGUGCAGCUUGUAAGGAUCUUUACAAGUUUUACAACUAUUGAUUUCUCGAGCAAUCAAUUUCAUGGGCGGAUUCCCGAGGAGCUAGGAGAACUUAAUUCACUUAUAUUGCUAAACUUGUCCCACAACAGUCUCACUGGUCAAAUUCCAUCAUCCUUGGGGAAAAUGACACAACUUGAAUCACUGGAUCUCUCAUCAAACAAGCUUGAGGGCAGGAUUCCUGAGCAAUUGACAAAUCUAACAUUCCUUUCCGUUUUGAAACUUUCACACAAUGAUCUUGUGGGCCAAAUACCUCAAGGGAAGCAGUUCAACACUUUCUCAAAUGAUUCCUACAUUGGGAACUCUGGGUUGUGUGGAUUACCGUUGUCAAAGAAAUGCCACAACGAGGAAGAACCGAGAGCACCUGCACCAAAAUUUGAUGAAGAAGAUGACUCUGUAGCACCCUUUGAGUGGAAGUUUGCAUUGGCGGGUUAUGGGUGUGGACUGGUGUUGGGACUUAGUCUAGGAUACAUUGCGUUCACUAUAGGAAAACCGUGGUGGGUGGUGAAGAAGGUGGAGAAAUACCAGCAGAAAUUUGUUGGAAGGUGCAACGGCCGACAUAAGAAGAGAAAAGCACAAGAACCCUACCAACGCUCUUAGGUGCAAGCAGGUGCAUCUGAUUUCCUAUCCCGGAAAGAUGUGGCAACAAAUUAUGUGUCUUUGUUUUGUGUUGCUUCUUGAGUUUGUUUGUUUACAUCUUUUUCAUGUACAUAGUUGAUAUAUGGUUGCAGCAUCUAGUAUACUUUGGGUAUUGUAUGAAUUUGUGUUGUUUUCUUUUGGAUUUGAUCUAUCUAUUCCGCACGUAGUUAUCAUGUACU
Rubroshorea leprosula is the source of this 2857-nucleotide messenger RNA. NCBI's taxonomy places the organism in Eukaryota, Viridiplantae, Streptophyta, Magnoliopsida, Malvales, Dipterocarpaceae. The record is from the annotation of a GenBank genome assembly.